AUGGUAAUGUUGAGCAAUGGCAAGAACAAGCUUGAACUCGUGCGCCUCAAUCUGUCGCUGGAAUUGCUCACGCUGCAGCGUCUGGAGGUCUCGCCGUCCUCUUCAGCGGCGGCAGGCAAUGGUGGGCUGUCGAUGAAGUCCAAGGAGCGCAUUAUGCAGAUCAAAAGGAAGAAGAUCUCCUAUUUCAUGUGUCCAGAGCCGGCGAAGAACUGGGUGGACAUUGUGUCGGUGCCGCUCAUGAUGGCUUAUGUCACACGAUACUUUUUCGGCACAGACAAAUUACGCCCGAACGCCUUUGCAGUGAGAGGAUUCAACGGUGUCACAACUGGCGUUAUUCACUGCGACGAUAUGGCCAUCCUCAGCCAGUGGCUAAAGUGCAUCACAGACAACAUUUUACGGCUGACGCAAAUGCAGAUCAAACUGUACAAGCGCAUCUUUGCCCUAGGCGAGCAGAUUGAAUACAUGGGAUGGCUGAAUAAGGGUCUCAUCAGCAAAUAUUUCUGGAGCAAGGGUAGCAAACCUCGGUUCCUCAUUAUCAAAGGUACCGAAGUUAUGCUGUUCGAUUCACCACCGAUGAAUUCACCUGGAUUGUCAAAGUUAAAGGUCGCCUAUAAAGUGUACCACACGAUAUUCCGUGUGGUAAAAGAGUCAGAUACCGUGGAUUCACGCCAGCAUUGCUUCCUGCUUCAUAAUUUAGGUCAUAAACCGCAAUAUCUGAGCGUAGAGACGCCUCAGGAACUUUUGAGGAUUGAAAAUAGCUGGAUUACGAGCAUCAUCAACUUGGCGAGAAAAACAUUUGCCGUGAAGUACCACGAGAAGCGUGGCGUUUUUGUGGUGGACUGGCAGAAUGGUUUCAGUCUGACCGAGGGCGCGGACGCCACAAUUGUGUGGCAGUAUAAAUUCUCCCAAUUACGCGGCUCUAGCGAUGAUGGCAAAUCAAAAUUGAAGCUCAAUUUUCAGAUUCAUGGAAAGAAGGCCAUUGAGACUAAGGAACUAGAAUGCCAAGUGGUGCAGAGUUUGCUGUUUUGUACAUAUGCCUUUUAUAGAGCUAAAAUAGCUUGCAUUUCUAGAGAACCACGAAUAAACCAAUAAAAAACUGAAACAAACUAGACGAUCAUAACCAUACAGAAAAAGAUUAUGUACCUACACUACAAUUAACUUAGAAUUGGAAUCGAAUACUGUUCGAAAUUAAGAAUAAAAAUUAUGAUGUUUCCUAAAUUGUCGUCUUUUCUGUCACACGGGUCUGUUUGAAAAUAGUCUAAAAUUUCAAAAGGGGAAAGAAUUGGUAGAAAAUGAGUUAAAUGAAUUAAUGAUAAACCUAUUUUGUGGAAAAACCUAGGUUUACCCAACU
Molecule: messenger RNA, 1351 nt
Organism: Phlebotomus argentipes
Lineage: Eukaryota; Metazoa; Arthropoda; Insecta; Diptera; Psychodidae
Product: gamma-1-syntrophin-like
Exons: 1
Coding region: 1-1092 (363 amino acids)
Cellular component (GO): dystrophin-associated glycoprotein complex; intracellular anatomical structure
Molecular function (GO): structural molecule activity
Source: RefSeq, a predicted model, not a curated record